UUAUUAUGUUUUUCAGCGGUUUGUGUAAAUUGUGGUGCUAUUGGUGUUAAGCACUCAUUUUAUACAAAACUAAGAAAUUUCUGCAGUCAAGCUUGUGUUAAAGCAGUAAUGGAAAAGUCUGCAGUCUAUUGGUCUGGAGAAUCUCAAAAAAAAAAUAUUGCUGAAGAACUAGAAUCUUCUUCUACUUCUGUAAAUGAUGAGCAUUUAUUUACUGAAAUGCCCAAAAUUGAUGUGAAUAUGGAUAAUUAUCUUAUUCCUGCUGCAAAUAGUGAAGUUAAAGCUCACCAAAUUGUGGAAGAUGAAUCUGAAUCUGAUGAUUCACUUUCUUUUACUACAUAUCCCACUGAAGAAGAUUUAUUGUUUCCUCCUGAUAAAAAACCUUGUCGACCAAUUCCUCAAACAUAUGAUUGGGUGAAAGAUUUGACUAACAAAAAUUAUGAUGUUGUUCCUGUUCAAUGUUUCCGUUAUGCUCCUAUGGCUGAUUGUUGGGAUGAUAUAGCAGUUGGAAUUAAAGUUGAAGUUGUAAAUACAGAUUGUGAUAAUUUUAGUGAAGAAUUUCCUGACUACUAUUGGGUUGCUUCUAUAAUUAAUAUUGCAGGAUAUAAAGCGAAAUUACGUUAUGAAGGGUAUGACUCAGAAGAAAGUAGUGAUUUUUGGGUAAAUUUAUGUUCUUGUGUUGUACAUCCAGUUGGGUGGUGUGCAACAAGGGGUAAACCAUUAAUACCUCCAAAGUCUAUUCAAUCAAAACAAUGUGAUUGGAAAGAUUUUUUAGUCAAGCGUUUAACAGGAGCUAGAACAUUGCCUACAAAUUUUCGUUUAAAAAUAUUUGAAUCUCUGAAGUCAAAAUUUCGAAUUGAUUUGAAUUUGGAAUUAAUUGAUAAAGAACAUAUAUCAAAAGUUAAGGUAGCCAAAAUACUUAAUAUAAUUGGUAAACGGUUAGAACUAAGGUAUUAUGAUGAUGAAGAACAAGUAUUUUGGGUACAUGAAGACUCGCCAUUAAUUCAUCCAGUUGGUUGGGCUGGCCGAGUAGGUCAUAGUUUGUGUGCUCCUGAUGAAUAUUGUGAUAGAACAUCGAAAGGUUUACGUGAUAAAGAUGAUGCUACAGAAGAUCUAUUUCCAAUGUCAAUACCAUUUAAGUCAGGAUUUCAAGUUGGAAUGAAGCUGGAAGCUAUUGAUCCUUUAAAUCUUGCAUCAAUAUGUGUUGCAACAAUUAUGAAAGUAUUGAAUGAUGGUUAUUUAAUGAUCUCUAUUGACUUUUAUAACAGUACACCAAAAGAUUGGUUUUGUUAUCAUUGUACAUCAGCAAGUAUUAUGCCAGCUGGAUUUUGUGAAGCACAUGGCAUUAAUUUAAAACCUCCUCAAAAUUCAAUUAACCCUUUUAUAUGGAAUGACUAUCUAGUCAAUUCUAGCAGUAUAGCAGCUCCAGAAUAUCUCUUUGACACGGAAAUACCUGAUCAUGGAUUUAAAUGCGGUAUGAAACUUGAGUGUACUGAUUUAAUGAAUCCUCAUUUAAUAUGUGUGGCAACUAUAGUAAGAACAGCGGGCAGGUUAGUUGAAGUUCAUUUUGAUGGAUGGGAAAAUGACUUCAACCAAUGGUUAGAUUGUUGCUCAUCUGAUAUAUUUCCAGUUGGCUGGUGUGAAUUAGUUGGCUAUAAAUUAGAAGGACCUAUCACACAACCUGUUCAAGAGCAUCGGCCUAGUAAACACAAAAAGAAAAAAUCAAAAAAACAUCAACGUUUACCAACUAAAAAAGCAACUGUACCACCUUUAGUAAUUCAUACAAAGGUUCCUACUUCUUGUUAUACUUCUGUGGAUGUCUGUCAAAAAUGGACUGCCGACAAUAAAAUAACUUGUGUACGAAGUCCAGUUUCAGCAACAGAACCAUUAGGUCCAGAUCAAUCUCUACCAGUUGCUAGUGUAAAUAAUGCAACAAGUAUUAAAGAAGAUAAACCAGAACGAUCAUUUUUGGAAAAAGAUACUAAUAUGUGGAACGAAAGAGAUGUAUCAGAGUUUUUACUUUUUAAUCAGUGCGCUACAUAUUGUGAUGUUUUUUUAAGCCAAAAUAUUGAUGGUUUACAAUUGCUGAAUCUCACCAAAGAAGAAAUUAUACAUAUGACAGGAAAUAAAGUUGGACCAUCACUGAAAAUAUUUGAUCUUAUACAAAAAUUAAAAAACAAAUCUAAAAGAAAAAAAUACCUGUGAAUUGACCUUAUGACUUGUGUUUGUGGUUGUAUAUGCAAAUAUAAUUUAUGUUAUAAUAUUUAUAAUGAUAAUUGAUAAUAAUAAUUAUUAUUACUACCUAUGGUUAUUAGAUCGAAUUAAACGAAAUGUUAAAUAAAUAUGUAUUUAUAGUUAAAAUACUAAAUAGUCUAGUGAACAAGUGAACACUAUUCGACUUAGAUUGGUUAAAUAGUUUUAAUCUAUAUUUUAAUAUAAUUAGGAAUAAUAACAGACUAAUAAUGGAAAUCAUUUUUGCUCAACUAGUAAUUUUAAAUCUGAUUGAAAUAAUAUUCAUAAUUUUUAGAAAAUUUUAAUUUUUUUAUGAAUGAUUGUAAUAUUCUAAAUUAUGUUAAAUUGUUUAUUAUAGUAUACAUGAGAGUUUCAUAUGAACACCAAAAUUAGUGUUAUUUUACAAAUUCUUAACUUAUUAGAGACAAAUGACUUAAGUAUUGUUGAGCUUUUAAUCUGUUGACUAAAAUUAUUUGAGAAAUCACUUGUAUAAUACCUACAUUACUAGAAAGAUUUGUACAAUUUUAAUUCUAUUAACUUUUAUUUUUUUAUUAAC
Molecule: messenger RNA, 2785 nt
Organism: Myzus persicae (green peach aphid)
Lineage: Eukaryota; Metazoa; Arthropoda; Insecta; Hemiptera; Aphididae
Product: polycomb protein Sfmbt-like
Exons: 13
Coding region: 109-2202 (697 amino acids)
Biological process (GO): regulation of DNA-templated transcription
Cellular component (GO): nucleus
Molecular function (GO): protein binding
Source: RefSeq, a predicted model, not a curated record